Molecule: messenger RNA, 965 nt
Organism: Cheilinus undulatus (humphead wrasse)
Lineage: Eukaryota; Metazoa; Chordata; Actinopteri; Labriformes; Labridae
Product: high choriolytic enzyme 1-like
Exons: 9
Coding region: 153-965 (270 amino acids)
Biological process (GO): proteolysis
Molecular function (GO): metalloendopeptidase activity; zinc ion binding
Source: RefSeq, a predicted model, not a curated record
GUUUUACACAAGACAGAGUCCUGAUGACAGCCUGAAGGUGGCGAGACGUCAGACACGCCCUGUGGGCGGCUUAUAAAGAGCGUGGAUCUGAACACCUGCAGCAUCCAGCAUCGGACAGCAGCCUGCAGGUUUGAAGUUUGAGGACCUUCAUCAUGACUCCAGCUUUCGUCCUCCUCCUCUCCCUCUCACUGAGUGCUGUUUCUGCACGAGCCGUCAAUAAUGAAGCUCAAACAAAGGAGUCUGAACUAACAGACCUGCUUCAAACAGAACAUCAUUCAGACGUCUUUGAAAACAUCGAGAGAGCUAACAAUGGCACACACAUGAGGCUGGUGCAGGGAGACAUCCUGAAGAGUAUCAGCAGGAAUGCUGACUUCUGCACGGCGCUGGGCUGCAAGUGGGAAAAAGUUGAAGGCACAGUCACGGUGCCCGUUACCCUCGCAUGGCACCAAUACAAUAAUCAAGAGCUGAGGACCAUCUCUGAAGCCCUGCUCAGCUUCCACACAAGAACCUGCAUCCGCUUUAAACUGAGAACCAACCAACGAGAUUACCUCAGAAUCUUCUCUGGAGACGGGUGUUACUCCUAUGUGGGCCGUCAACAUAGACCCCAGGAACUCUCUAUUAGUAGGAGGGGAUGUGUGAAUAAGGGAACCGUGCAGCACGAGCUGCUCCACGCUCUGGGCUUCCAUCACGAACAAGCCCGCUCUGACAGAGACCAAUAUGUCAACAUCAACUGGGGAAACAUUGAGCAAGGAGCUAAAUCACAGUUUCAGAAGGAGAGGACAAACAACUUGGGAACUAGGUACGACUACAACUCCAUCAUGCACUACAGCAGGUACGCCUUCUCCAGGAACGGCAGACCAACCAUCACUGCUAAGGGCGACCCUGGGCGCGUGAUUGGAGCAGCCGACGAAAUGAGUGACCUUGACUUUCAGCGUGUCAACGAGCUUUACGGCUGCCCUCAGUAA